UGCCAUAGCAUAUGGCAUAUAUGAAUAAUAAUUUAGUUAAAAUGUUAAUUACUGAUCAUAAUAUUUUCUUUAGUUGUUUUACGACAGUUUAUUGAUAUUUGUUUUAUUUAUAUGUUAUCAAUAUUAUUGUAUAUGAGUUUAAAACGUUGCAAAUGAUAAGCGAUAGCUGUUUCAUUACAAGCCUUAUUCAUAUUACAAAUCAUAUCGUAAAGUAGAAUAGUUGGUAUGUUGCGAUAAAUAUAACUUCAACAUUUAAAUGUCUAUUCAUAAUAAAAGUUAAAAUGGAUAUUAUAAUAAAUGUUAACAAUCAGUCCAAUGGAAGGGACAAACUUGCCAGAUUAUUUCAAUAUACGAGUCGCCUGGUCUGGCAUCAACUUGAAUCCAGAAAUGCCAAUAAAUAUUCUGUCGAUAGGAUAAAAAGCUUAGAAAAUGCUUUAGGCUCAUUUAGAAAAGUGCUCAGAAUGGGAAGAUGCAUUGACAUCUGCUACUUAGCUCUAAAUACAAUGAACAUAGAAGACCCAUUCUUGCGAAUAUCAUUAACUGUGAGCAAGAUAGCUCAUGCGUUGUACUUAUACGCUGAUCAUGUAGUAUGGCUCACAAAAAGUGGUUUCCUUAAAAGUGAUACUGACAACUGGAAUAGAACAGCCAAUAGGUUCUGGCUAUUAUCAAUUAUUGCUAAUUUAGCUAGAGAUUUUUAUGAAAUAUUACACAUAUUAGAACUAAACAGAACAAUGUUACUGAAACCCACAAACCUAUUGAGUGGUACGAUGAAACAAUUUGACUUACAAGCCAGUGUGAAGCAUACUUUCACCAUUGUAAGCUGUCAUAAAGAUAUAUUCAUUGACACAUUGAAGAAUUCCUGUGACAUUUUUAUUCCAUUAACAGCUUUGGGAUUUACUAAAUUUAGUCCUAGUGCUGUAGGAGCUUUGGGUGCAAUUUCUUCACUAGCUGCAUUAGUUACAAUGGUGAAACCAAUAACCAAACUAAUUCCAUCUUAAAGCUAGCUUUUCACUGAGGAAUGUAUUUUAUGUUACAUAACCAGAUAUAAACAGCUUUUUAAAUUAGCCAACACACGGAUACAUAUCUCUGAUAAAAGAUAUUCGGAUUAUAUACAUAUAGACACUGUCAGAUAAUUAAUAAGGGUGACUCAGACUACCAUUUGGGAAGUGCAAUGAGAUAAAAUGUUUUAUUAAAAAAAAAGAAUAGUUAUGAAUUUAACAUUGUAUUUUAAAUCUAACUAAAGAUGAUCUUUGUUAUAAAAAAAUAUGACAAUUUGUACUAUUGUAUGUAUGUACUUGGAUGUCUAAUAUAUAAAAACUAAAUGUUUGUUUUUAUUCAUAAUCUAUGUGUUUACAAAUUAUUCAUUUGAUUUUGUUAUUGUAUAUUAUUGGCGCUUGUAUCUGGCUUGUGGCAGUUGGCAUGCAUAAUAUCAUUAACAUACAAUAAGUGAAUGUGUUGUAUUGGAUAUUGUAUUCACUUAUUAUUGGGGCACAAAAAUUUUAUGAAAUUUUAAAGCUACCUAUGUAGUAAUAUUUAUUAAAUCAAAUAGUGAAAAGCCUACUUUAAAGCUAAAUAAAAUUAAGACUGAUAUGGUUAUUUUAUGUUAUUGACAUUUUAUAAAAAGUGUGUAUAAUAAAUGCAUAAUGUAAUUUUUCAUUUUAUUAGGUGUUUAUGGACUGUAACGGUUUUUAUUGGGGCAUUGUUAUUCUUAAUUUUCUUUGUCAUAAUUCAGUCAUUAGAUAUACGAAGGUUAAAAGUUAUUUUUAUCAAUGAAAUCAAGAAAGUUUUUGUUUUAUAUUAUUUUAUUAAAUUUUAUUACAAUUA
This is a messenger RNA of Vanessa tameamea, 1824 nucleotides long. RefSeq names its product peroxisomal membrane protein 11B (gene Pex11ab). Bases 282 to 998 code for a protein of 238 amino acids. Gene Ontology annotation, biological process: peroxisome fission. The transcript has 4 exons. The record is from RefSeq and is a predicted model, not a curated record. Gene Ontology annotation, cellular component: peroxisomal membrane. NCBI's taxonomy places the organism in Eukaryota, Metazoa, Arthropoda, Insecta, Lepidoptera, Nymphalidae.